This is a messenger RNA of Saccharomyces paradoxus, 2565 nucleotides long. It is a transcript of the gene ALR2, whose product is annotated as putative Mg(2+) transporter ALR2. NCBI's taxonomy places the organism in Eukaryota, Fungi, Ascomycota, Saccharomycetes, Saccharomycetales, Saccharomycetaceae. The record is from RefSeq and is a predicted model, not a curated record. Gene Ontology annotation, molecular function: magnesium ion transmembrane transporter activity. Gene Ontology annotation, biological process: magnesium ion transmembrane transport; intracellular magnesium ion homeostasis. The transcript has a single exon. Gene Ontology annotation, cellular component: plasma membrane. Bases 1 to 2565 code for a protein of 854 amino acids.
AUGUCGUCGUUAUCCAGUUCAUUUCAGUCAUCAUCAGAUUUACCAAGGUCAAAGUCCCUAGCCAAUUCAAUGGUCUCCAUGAAUACAGAGGAGCACACAGGAUUGUAUGAACAUAGGCAACAUCCUGAUACAGUGCCAAUGCGUCAGGAAGCGCUUGGAUUGAAAAAGGACGAAAUUGGACGUUCUAAAGGCAAAUUGAUUUCUUCUGACGGGGAGAAUAAUGGAAUAAAAAAUCGCAACUAUGUGGAGGAAGCGAAUCUAUCCACCAGUGGCCACAUGGAUUUUGAAGAUGAAGGUGAGGCAGUUGCACAUCACCAAUUAGAAGCCUCUGCUAUCUUAACCUCUAAUGCGAGGCCAUCUAGGCUGGCAAAUUCCAUGCCACACCAAAGGCAGCUUUAUGUAGAGAGCAUUACUCCAUAUUCGCCAAGGAAGGUAGGUUUAAAAAGAGGUCAUAAUAUGGGCCUACCUGCUGCUAUCUCAAGCAACGGGUGCAACUUAGAAGUAUCUCGCCCGGCAAAAACUUUCACAAAAGGUCGUGAGACUUCAUUAGUUAGUGCGAACCUUGAAAUGUCACCUGAAUCGGAGGUUGACGUACAUUUCAAACAGACGAAACAUAAGAGAAGGGCGUAUUCUACAAUAUCUACAAAUCCAUCAGUCAAUCCCAUAACUUUAUUAACGAAGACCGUCUCACAGAAGUCGGAUGUAGGAAAUGAUAUGCAGGAAAUCAACGCGGUACGUAUGAGCAGCAGGGCAUCUUUCCAUAGUGACAUAUCGCAAGCAUCUAGGGUUUCUCAGGAAACGGAAGAAGAUGUUUGUUUUCCAAUGUCUCCGCCAUUACAUACAAGAGUUAAUGGUAUUGAUUUUGAUGAGUUGGAGGAAUACGCUCAGAAUUCAAAUGCUGAAAAAAAUCAGUUCUUGGCAAACCUUCAAAAACCCGCUGAGGGGGCAUUCAGUCAUGUCCCCCAAGGUACUGGAUUUAGUGGCUCUACUUCCACUUCAGGGUCCUCAGCAGCCCUCAAAUAUACACCUAGAAUUUUACAGACGUUUGAAAAAAAUGUCAGCGCUAAUGAGGCAGACGAAUCUGAAAACAAUGAGUGGGAACAGGAAGAUGAUAAACCUGGUCUACACCCUGGUGUAUCAUUUGGUAAAAAUAAAGUGGAGGGAGAUGAUGAAGGUAAUACUUCGAUUCAUAACCCAGCGUAUUACGUAUACCAGCCUACAUAUUUUCAGAUUCCUAAUAGAUUUUCGUUCUUCCGCUCUGAAUCUGAUGAAACCGUGCAUGCUAGUGAUAUCUCUUCUUUGAUAUCUGAGGGCCAGACGUUUUUUGAAUUAUUCAGAAAGGGCGAGCCAACAUGGUGGUUGGAUUGCAGUUGUCCGACUGACGAUGAAAUGCGUUGCAUAGCAAAGGCGUUUGGUAUUCAUCCGUUAACAGCAGAGGAUAUUAGAAUGCAGGAAACUCGUGAGAAAGUCGAACUUUUCAAAUCAUAUUACUUUGUUUGUUUUCAUACCUUCGAAAAUGAUAAAGAAUCAGAGGAUUAUCUUGAGCCUAUAAAUGUUUACAUUGUUGUUUUCAGGUCAGGUAUCUUGACUUUCCAUUUUGACCCAAUCUCCCACUGUGGAAAUGUAAGAAGACGUGUAAGACAAUUGCGUGACUAUGUCAAUGUCAAUUCAGAUUGGUUAUGUUAUGCUUUAAUCGAUGAUAUCACAGAUAGUUUUGCUCCGGUCAUUCAAUCCAUUGAAUAUGAAGCCGAUUCAAUUGAUGAUUCAGUGUUUAUGGCUCGUGAUAUGGACUUUGCAGCCAUGUUACAAAGGAUUGGUGAAAGUCGGCGUAAGACAAUGACGUUAAUGAGACUUUUAAGUGGUAAAGCGGAUGUUAUCAAAAUGUUCGCCAAAAGAUGUCAAGAUGAAAUUAAUGGUAUUGGGCCAGCGCUUACAUCACAAAUCAACAUUGCGAAUUUACAAGCGCAAGAAAAAAAUGUGCAACAUAUUAAGAAUAGAAACAAUAGAAGCUUAUCAAAUAAUUACACGCCCACAACGUCACAACCAAGGGGGGGUAUUGCUUUAUACUUAGGCGAUAUUCAGGAUCAUUUGUUGACGAUGUUUCAAAAUUUGCUGGCGUACGAAAAAAUCUUUUCUCGAUCCCAUACAAACUAUUUAGCUCAGUUGCAAGUGGAAUCAUUUAAUUCUAAUAAUAAGGUCACAGAAAUGUUAGGUAAAGUCACCAUGUUAGGUACAAUGUUGGUACCGCUGAAUGUUAUUACUGGCCUGUUUGGUAUGAAUGUCAAAGUUCCAGGAAGAAAUGCUAGUAUUGCAUGGUGGUAUGGGAUAUUAGGCGUACUGCUUUUACUGGCCGUCAUAAGCUGGUUUCUGGCUAGCUAUUGGAUUAAAAGAAUUGACCCCCCUGCGACACUUAAUGAAGCGGCAGAGAGUGGGGCUAAAUCUGUUAUAUCUAAUCUUUUACCAAAAAAAAAUAAAAGAUUCAACGAUCGUUCUAAAAAUGCUAAUGUUAGAGUCGAUUCUUCAAGUAAAUCAGUUGCCAGUCUACCCAGUAGAUAUAGCCGUUAG